GAAGCGCCAGGCGGAACCGACGGCGGCAGCGGCGGCAGCAGCAGCAUGGCUGCGCUCUACGGGGGUGUCGAGGGGGGAGGCACGCGGUCCAAGGUCCUUUUACUGUCGGAGGAUGGGCAGAUCCUGUCAGAAGCAGAUGGACAGUGCACAAACCACUGGCUCAUCGGGACAGACGCAUGUGUGGAGAGAAUCAACGAGAUGGUGAACAGGGCCAAACAGAAAGCAGGGGUGGAUCCUCUGGUACCCCUUCGGAGCUUGGGCUUAUCCCUAAGCGGUGGGGAGCAGGAAGAAGCGGUUAGGAUCCUGAUGGACGAGCUGAGGCACCGAUUUCCCUACCUGAGUGAAAGCUACAUAAUCACCACCGAUGCCGCUGGCUCCAUUGCCACAGCUACACCAGAUGGUGGGAUUGUGCUCAUCUCUGGGACAGGCUCCAACUGCAGGCUCAUCAACCCGGAUGGCUCUGAGAGUGGCUGUGGUGGCUGGGGCCACAUGAUGGGAGAUGAGGGCUCAGCCUACUGGAUUGCACACCAAGCUGUGAAAAUAGUGUUUGAUUCCAUAGACAACCUGGAGGCGGCUCCUCAUGAUAUUGGCUACGUCAAACAGGCUAUGUUCAACUAUUUUCAGGUACCAGAUCGGCUAGGAAUCCUCACUCAUCUGUAUAGAGACUUUGAUAAAAGCAGGUUUGCUGGGUUUUGCCGGAAAAUUGCAGAAGGUGCACAUCAGGGAGACCCUCUUUCCCGUUACAUCUUCAAGAAGGCUGGGGAGAUGCUGGGAAGACAUGUUGUAGCAGUGCUGCCUGAGAUUGACCCGGUCUUAUUCCAAGGGGAGAUUGGCCUCCCCAUCCUGUGUGUGGGCUCUGUGUGGAAGAGCUGGGAGCUGCUGAAGGAAGGUUUCCUUUUGGCACUGACCCAAGGCCGAGAGAUCCAGGCUCAGAAUUCCUUCUCCAGCUUCACCCUGAUGAAGCUGAGGCACUCCUCUGCCCUGGGGGGUGCCAGCCUAGGGGCUAGGCACAUUGGAUACCUCCUCCCCAUGGACUACAAGGUCAAUGCUGUUGCCUUCUACUCCUAUACCUUCUCCUAGGGGGCUUGCCCUGGCUCCACCUGCCCCAAACUCAGUGGACAUUGGGUGUUGGAAGGGAGGUGUCUUUUCAACCACAUAUAGAAAAUAAAAGCACUUUACCUACUCCC
Messenger RNA from Dipodomys ordii (Ord's kangaroo rat), 1187 nucleotides. It is a transcript of the gene Nagk, whose product is annotated as N-acetylglucosamine kinase. Gene Ontology annotation, molecular function: N-acetylglucosamine kinase activity. NCBI's taxonomy places the organism in Eukaryota, Metazoa, Chordata, Mammalia, Rodentia, Heteromyidae. Bases 46 to 1080 code for a protein of 344 amino acids. The record is from RefSeq and is a predicted model, not a curated record. The transcript has 10 exons.